AUGGACGACGACCGCGACGACCGCCAGGGGAGCAGCUCUGCACCCGUCAUCGUCCGCGAAAAGGUCAAGCGCAGCGCCCGAGCCAAGACCUGCGAUGGCGGCAUCGCGCCGUGCGCACGCUGCAAGGCCUCGGGCGCCACCUGCGUGUUCGACAAGCCCGCUUCGGCCGUCGUCGAGGACGCAGGGUUGACGAGGCUCGCCGCCAUCGAGGCGGCCCUGUCAACCAACGAGCGCCGCAUGGACCACGUGUGCCAGCAGAUGGGCGAGAUCCACAACGUUCUGUACGACGUCCUGUCGCGCCUCAAGCACGCCGCACCGCCACCCGCCAACUCGAUGACGAGCCCCGCCGGCAUCCCUUACCCUCCAGGGUCCGCCGCUGCGCACGCCGCCGCCGCACACGCCCACGCACACGCCCACGCCCACCAGCAGGUCUCGCCCGCCGCCCUGUCGACCUCGUCCCAGCCGCACCAUCACGGCACGCCGCCCAUGUACCUGCACGCCGGCGCCGCCCAGUCGGCCUCGCCCGCGAGCGGCCUCCACUCGCUCCCGCUCCACCCGGUCUCGAUGGGCAUCUCGGGCAGCUUCCCCUCGUCGUCGUCCUCGGGCGUCCUCCCGCGCCGAGCGUCGUACCCUCCCCCGGCCGGCGCCGCACCCUCGGCCUCGGGCGACGGCCACAGCACGGCGUCGACGGGCGCCGGCGCGCCCUUCUCGUCCGGCCUCGACGCGCUCGCGAGCCUCGCGUCGGCGGGCAACCCAGGCUCGGGCUCGGGCGCGAGCGCGAGCGCAGCCGACCUCGGCGGCGGCGAGGGCGACGAGGACGCGAGUGCGAGUGGGAGCGCGAGCGAGGGGAGGGACGACACGGAGGAGCGCAAGCCGGCGAGGGACGAGCGCGGUGAGGCGUCGGCGGGUGCGGCGGGUGCGGCGGGCGGCGGGCUUGCGCGGGACGGCGCGACGGGCGAGGGGCGCGCAGAGGGAGCUGGGGCAUCGGCGUCGGCCGUCGCGGGUACGAGUGCGGGUGCGGGCGCGGCGGGGAGGAAGGAGAGCCGCGAGCGGGGCGAACCGCCGCGCAAGCGGAGCAGGAUGAGCGCGGCGGUCACGGGCGGGCCGGCGCCGAAUGCCGGCCUGAGCGUCAACCCCGAGCGGUUCGACGUCGUCGCCAAGGGCUUGAUCGGCGAUACCCAGGCGAGGACGCUCGUAUUGCUAUGGUUGCGCGAGCUCGAGCCUUUCUGCGCCGUCCUCGACGCCGGCUACGACACGUACGAGUCGCUGCGCCGGCGCUCGCCGUUCCUCUUCAACACGGUCAUCUACACGGCGCUGCGUAUGAGCGAGCGCAACGGCACGCCGAGCAAGGAGCUGCUGGCCGCUGCCGAGGAGACGAGGCGGUUCGCGCGCGACUCGGUGUUCGAGAACAACCCGGACCUCGAGGUCGUUCAGGCGAUGCUCAUCAUGGCGUGCUACCACCAGGAGCCGUACGUCCUGUCGGGCAUGAGCUUGCGCCUCGCCCUCUCGGCCCGCAUGGAAACGUCGAUCGAGCAGCUCGAGGCGCACGGCUGGCAGGCCACGGACGACAAGGCGCGCCGGCUCACGGCCCAGCUCCGCACGUGGAUCUACGCCGUUCAGCUCGAGAACCAGCACUCGCGCAACCUCGGCCGCAUGAACCUCAUCGACGAGCGCGACCUCGACGCCCUCGUCGCCCAGGCCGACCGCGCCCUGUCGCUCCCGUUCGCGCAGGGCAGCGACUACCGUCACGUCGGAAACCUGCGCCUGAGCGCCAUUGUCCGCAAGAUCAUGCAGGAGACGGCCGUGCUCGCCGACAAGGCGACGCCGUUCGACGAGCAGGUCGCCUACGUCAGCGAGAAGAAGCAGAUCCUGCACGACUGGUACGCGCACUACGACAACCUCAUCGCCUCGUGGGAGCCGUCGACCCUGGCGUGGCCGCGCAAGUCGCACCUGCGCAUGUGGCACGACGCGCAGCUCACGCUCCUUGUGUCCGUCUUCCGCAACUCGCUCCUCGACCGGCCCGAGACGGCGACGUACGAGCACACCCAGAUCGUCCUCGACGCGCUCCAGCACGCGCGCAUGGCGCUCCAGCAGGUGCUCGGCUCGGCCGUGUACCGCAUGGGCACGCAGUGGAGCGGGUACCUCCUGCGCGUCGACCUGUCGUUCGCCGCCGUGUUCCUCCUCAAGUCGGCCGCGGCGUGGCCCCACCUCGUCGACCGCGACGAGGUCGCCAAGGACGUCGCGCUCCUCGCCAACAUGCUGUCGGACGUCGCGGGCUCGGCCAAAUACGGCGCGUGCCUGAGAGCCGCCAGGGCGCAAUUCCUCGCCCGUACAGCCCCGACCCCCAUCGGCAACGUCAUGUCGUCGGCGCCGUCGGGCGUGCCCCUCCCUCACGCCUCUACCGCCCUCGCCGCAUCUUCUCCAACGUCUUCCUCCCUGCGCAACAUCCUCGUCCCACCGCUCCCGACCCUCUCGACGCCGCUCUCGACGUUCGCCGCCAACCACGUCCCGCCGUACCCAGCCUCGAUCCCGCUUCCCUCCUCCUCGAUGCCGCCUCCUCGCCCGUCCUCGUCCUCGCCCUCGUUCGCCAACUCCCUCGUACCAGCCUCGACGACACCAAACGGCACGAGCCCGCUCUCGCCCUCGAGCGCAGGCGCGCCAGGUCAGGCGGCGGCGGCGCCACCUUUCGGCGCCCCAACGGCGGCGCUCAUGCCGGGCGAGAUGGAGAUCGACUGGAGCCUCGCCAUCCCGCCGAGCCUGUUCGACGACUCGCUCAUCAUGCAGCACGACUGGACGGCGACGGCCAACUGGCUCGACGGCAUGUGA
Molecule: messenger RNA, 2826 nt
Organism: Rhodotorula graminis WP1
Lineage: Eukaryota; Fungi; Basidiomycota; Microbotryomycetes; Sporidiobolales; Sporidiobolaceae
Exons: 9
Coding region: 1-2826 (941 amino acids)
Biological process (GO): DNA-templated transcription; regulation of DNA-templated transcription
Cellular component (GO): nucleus
Molecular function (GO): zinc ion binding; transcription cis-regulatory region binding; DNA-binding transcription factor activity, RNA polymerase II-specific
Source: RefSeq, a predicted model, not a curated record